This is a messenger RNA of Bursaphelenchus okinawaensis, 1215 nucleotides long. The record is from the annotation of a GenBank genome assembly. NCBI's taxonomy places the organism in Eukaryota, Metazoa, Nematoda, Chromadorea, Rhabditida, Aphelenchoididae.
AUGCAUAAUAUCAAAUAUUACUAUAUUUUCGGUUUCUUCAUUGCUCUGGGAAUCGUAUGUGAACGAAAUUUGUUUGUUGUUGUGCCAGAAACAAUCAUUGAAGUUUUGGUGUUGUUAUCCAUAACUUUUACAUCGCGUAAGUUAUUUUAUUAUUGAUUCUCACCUAAUUUAGUUGGCUUUGGAUUUGUGGCUUACUUGAUGUCUGGUGACUUUGAACAUCAUUAUGUUACGUCAAAGCUGAAGAGGAUACGAGAAGAUUGGCAUUUGUUGAGUCGAGAUGUCAGCAGGGAAAUGAUGGAUCCAUUCUCUAUAAAGUUGGUUGACUCUAGUAAGUAUUUUCGUGAUGAUCGUAGCUGAUCUUAUCUACAUAGUUAGAAUUAAAUGUAUGCCGUUUCUAUAUUGUUUAUUUUAGACGAAAGCGGAGUAUAUGUGUUGGAUAACUACUUGAUACGGGUUCGACCUUAUAACUUGGAAAUUGCUAGGCUGGAAGAUGCUACGUUUACCGUAAGAAAAGUGUUGGAUCACCCUGUAAGUGACAUUAACACUUUAUUUUUAUAUGAUGUGAUCUGUAAUAUUGUUAUUUUUGUACUUUGGAUUAUUGUAAUGUGUUUUCAGUUGAGAAACCAAAAUGAUGAUUACCAGUUGAUUUUGGUGGAUGUUGAUAGUGUUUCCGGGUCUUUCAACCCAUUCAAAAUUCAGUAAGUUCACUAGUAUUGAUUUCACAAAAUGAAAACUAUUAUAGCAAUUAUGUAAAAAAUUUGACAGAACUACAUAAAUCUCACACUUUUUUGUUUUAGUCUCCAAUCCCGAACUAUAAUGCAAUUAAUUCGUGACAAAAUUGGAUCAGAAUUCCGAAUUCUAUCUACAGUUCAGAUGACUUUCUCCAUGCAAGACCGUUUUGUACAGGACUUCAGAAGUGUAAUAUCAGAGAACGAAGUGUUUGAGUACAGAACGAACGAAGAUCUAGACGUUUGUUUUGGUUGUAUGGCUGUACCCCCAAACGUGAAGCUACAAAAGUUGUGUGAAGCACCAGAUUGUACUAGUUGUUCUUGUCGUCCAACGUGGUGCCACUCUUGCUUGGCUAGAAUCUUUGCUACAGAACAAGAUCAAGAAAGACCUGAGGGUUGGAUGGCUGGAAGGGCGAGGUGCCCUACUUGUAGAUUGAACUUUUGUGUUUUGGACGUUAGACCUUUGAAGGUUAUUAGAGACGAAUAA